This is a messenger RNA of Glossina fuscipes, 3285 nucleotides long. It is a transcript of the gene GckIII, whose product is annotated as serine/threonine-protein kinase svkA. The transcript is spliced from 8 exons. The coding region runs from base 772 to 2817 and encodes 681 amino acids. Gene Ontology annotation, biological process: protein phosphorylation. Gene Ontology annotation, molecular function: protein kinase activity; ATP binding. NCBI's taxonomy places the organism in Eukaryota, Metazoa, Arthropoda, Insecta, Diptera, Glossinidae. The record is from RefSeq and is a predicted model, not a curated record.
AAAGAAAGAAAUGAACACAAACUCCCAAAAUUAGAAACGUUGAAAAUUGAAUAAAAAAGAAAGUCGGUUGCAAAAUAGAAUGAAAAAACUUUCAUACUCCAAGAGCGAAAUAAGAGAAGUGUUAAGAAAUAAAAUUAAAAACAAAGCAAAAAGAAGACGAAAUUAAUGCAAUAGAAAAAAAAAAAGAAGUAUUGGUGGUGGUGUGUGAAACAAGAUCUGUCUUUUUUCGAAAUCUGUGCAAUUCGUUCACAGAGUUGAGUGAACGACAAAAUUGACUAUUUAUGUUGGUUGUCCCCCUUUUUCAUGAAAACAGUGGAUACGCAAAAUUCCAAUCGAGAGGGUGUUGAAAGGAGUGACCUUUUCUAACCAAGUGGGAACUGUUAUCAAUAAAUACGACAAAUAAAAACCUGCUAAGUGCAAACGUAGCGAGAAUAAGUGGCAAAAAGAAAUUCAUGUGAGAUCAAUAAGAGUAAACGUAAGAACGUAAGAAAAUCGGCGAUUGGAAGCACGUGAGGAGAGAACACGCAAAUAUUUGGACUCCUUUCCAUACACACAUAAUUGGCUAUUGUGUUUUUUUCUUAAAAAGGGGCUUAACGAUAGCAAAUUUCGUCUCGUCUCGACUUUACUCUUAGCUUUUUCAUUUACUACCAAGUAUUAGGUGCUGAUGUUUACGGAAACCAAUAAAUCUGUCUCCUAAAAAAGCCAAAUAACAGCAAAAGUUAUUACAACGGCAGUAAAGGCAAUUUGGACUAUCGAUACAAUUUGCCCAUCAUGUCGUGGACAGAGCAAAAAGUGGAUCCAGAACUAAUAUUUACGAAGCAAGAACGUAUUGGGAAAGGAUCAUUUGGUGAGGUAUUUAAGGGCGUGGACAAUCGAAGUCAACAAGUAGUUGCUAUUAAAAUCAUCGAUUUAGAAGAGGCAGAAGAUGAAAUUGAAGACAUUCAACAAGAAAUUAUGGUUUUGUCACAGUGUGACUCUCCUUUUGUCACCAAAUAUUAUGGCUCUUUUCUUAAGGGUACCAAAUUAUGGAUUAUUAUGGAGUACCUGGGCGGUGGUUCGGCUUUAGAUCUUAUGAAAGCUGGUUCUUUCGAAGAAAUGCACAUUGCCAUUAUACUACGUGAAGUUCUUAAGGGGCUAGAUUAUCUUCAUUCGGAGCGUAAGCUUCAUCGCGAUAUCAAGGCCGCAAACGUACUGCUCAGUGAGAUGGGUGAUGUCAAGUUAGCUGAUUUUGGUGUUGCUGGACAAUUGACUAACACCACUUCGAAGCGCAAUACUUUUGUGGGCACUCCUUUUUGGAUGGCCCCUGAAGUAAUUAAACAAUCGAUGUACGACUCUAAGGCUGACAUUUGGUCACUGGGCAUAACUGCAAUAGAACUGGCGAAAGGUGAGCCACCUAACUCUGAACUGCAUCCUAUGCGUGUUUUGUUCCUCAUUCCUAAAAACAAUCCACCACAGUUGACUGGAAACUACACAAAGUCAUUCAAAGACUUUGUUGAAGCGUGCCUUAACAAGGAUCCUGAAAAUCGUCCUACAGCGAAAGAAUUACUUAAAUAUCCAUUUAUCAAGAAAGCUAAAAAAAAUUCGUACCUUAUUGAUCUUAUUGAUCGUUAUAAAAAAUGGAAAUUACAAAAAGGCGACGAGAGCGAGACAGAAUCCGAGAAUUCCGAUAGUGAUGAAUCGAAGCCUGGUUGCAAUAAUGAUGAGCCAUGGAUAAUGACAGUUAAAGGAUUGCAUGUAAAUAGUGAAACUUCGAAAAGUGUUUCCGUGAAUCAUUUUAAUCGUUUGGAUGAUCACGAAUUAAAGAUGGAAAAAUUGGUUCAAAAUAUGGAUGGUUUAGUGCCGAUAACACAUUCUGCUCAUCACGCUACAAAACAUCCGUCGAACACCUCGUCUAGUUCUCCAGCCGUAUCUCAUAUACGAGAAAAUAUUUCACCAAGUUUCUCGGCGUCAGUCCCUACACCAUCAAAUUCAUCUACACAAUCAAUGCCAUCAUCUGGUGCGACAGUAGUCUCAUCUGCGUCGGCAGCAGCGGCAUCUGCAUCAACGCCUUCCCGUGAUUCCAGUUAUCAUCACGCACAUCAGCAAUUAGCAUUGGGACAAAAACAUCAAACGCAACAGCAGCAGCAUCACCAAGAAGUUUCUGCAAGCAAUGUCGAAUCGAAAUCGACUGGUAUUCAGUCCAACAGUUCCAUUUCUAAUUUUAAAGAGCAACCACAACAACCACAACAGAAAAUUAGUUUGCGGCCAGCACGUACUACUUCUUUGGAUGCAGAUAUCGAGAGACGUUCUUCGCUGCAAUUACUUGAUCAUGGUAAAAUUGAAGACGAGGAGAGAGCGCUGCGUCGCAGUACAAUGACAGCGUCAUCUUCUGCAGUAGCUGUGGCCUCGUCCAGUCAUACACUAGCUUCCAGCAGUAGCUUGGGAAAUGUUUACAACGGAGGCAAUACGCACGUUUCUAAUGAAUUUAUAAGCCCGGAGUUAGUGGCAUCAUCUUCUGCUUCGGCACUGAACACAACCAGUGCGAAUCUUAAAAUUGUUGGCGUUGGAAAUCGUGCCAUCAUCCAAACCAAUAGUUCGUGCUUAAAUAACUUCAUCUUUCCUGUUCUUUCUGAUAUUCAACGCAAAUAUAGCAAUUCCAGUAAGAAUUUGAACGUAUUAGAUAUAUCUGAUUUAAAAUCGGUAUUCGAAUUGGCUGAACGCAGCCGUCCUGGUGUCAGUGACUUGUUUCUCAAAGAAAUCAUUCACAAACUUGUACCCGGCUAUUCAGAGACUCGUAUCAACAAUAUCAUUGAUAGAUCAAUUAGACAUAAAAAAUAAAAAACUCCCUUUGAUGCCAAAGUCUGGCUUUGUUACAGAUUUUUGUGUUGUCUCCUCAUUUCACCUCCAAUUCCGAUGUUUUUGUUUUUCUUGAAUUAGAUUCUUCUACACUGUAUGUAAUAUUAUAUGUAUAUGUAUUUGGUCAAAGAAAUAUUCAAAUAUAUACAGACUAGAUAUAGAAUAUGUGCAAAACUGCGAACAGAUGCAGUGAAAUAGUAAACUUGAAUAUAUAUUUUUCAUUAUAGAAUACAAGAAUUUUAUCCUCUUAUGCAAGCUUAGGAAACAAAUCGAUUGUUUAAAUAGUUGCCAUUGAGUGAGUAUAACAUCAUCCAUCUUAGUGUUUCUCUGCUAAAUACAUUAGCGUAAAAAAUGUGGGCGGGUUUACAAAAGGAAUAUCACUUUUUUGGAAGUUUAUUUCGCUUGCAAAAAUUUGUACAAUAUUUCAAUGGAUAUAUUUAAUGAAGAAUG